AUGGGCAAUUGCAAUUCUUAUGAUAAAAUAACCUUAUUGAGUGGAAGACUUAAGCAGAUGAAAUUGCUUACUGACAGAGGAGACUACACUAUCUAUGAACACAUCUAAGAGGAGAAAUAAUAUGAAUAUUGGGUAUGGAAGUCAGAACAAGACACUUUUGAAGAAGCUGAAUUGACUGCUUAAGAUUUUCAAUCAUGCGAAUCAAUAACCAAAAUCUGUUAUCACUCGAGAGGUUAUAUAUCUGAAACCUUUACUAAACAAUACAUAUUCGCCAUGCUUAUGGAACAUCCUUCCUACAAUUUAUGGGAGUAUUUAAAUAGAUAAAAAAUACUCUCCUAAAAUUAGAUCAUAAAUAUUGUAGUUAACAUCAUAGAAGCAUAAAGAAUAUUAAGAGAUAGUUAUUAAUAUUUGGGGUUCUAAAAUAUAUAUACGAAAGAUGGGAAUCACUGGAUGCUUAAACCUUUCUAAUAAAAAAAAUCUUUUGUGACCAAUAAUAAACAAUUUGAAGGCUACCCAGCUCCAGAAGAGUUUAUCAAUACUAAAUUUGAUGUCGAAAGAGCUACUAUUUUUGGUUUUGGGAUGUUGUUGUUACAUUUAAUUUUAAAUAAAAGUAAUCAGGAUCUAUAUAAGGCAUCUAGAAUUGACGAGAAUGCUUUGAGCAUUAGAAUCCAAGAAUUAUUAUAGAAGAAAAAUUAUGAUCAAGAGUUCUUAAAAAUAAUUGUUUAGAUGUUAAACAUUGAUCCGAAUUAUAGACCUGAUUAUACAAAGUUAGUUAUUUUAUUAGCAAUCAAAAACAUUGGAUUGUCCUCUCAAUAAUAGAAUAAGUUGUCAUAAGUUUUAAAUCAAAGUUAAAGCAGCAAGAAAAGUGGAAUCCUUAAUGGAUUGGUGUCAGUGCCUCUAGAAAAAGAGAAAUAUAUCAUCAAAUUACUUAACAGUCAAUAAUAGAUUUAAAAAAUAGAUGAAGAAAUAGAGGAAUCGAUGAAUUCUGCAAAUAAAUAAGUUGACGAAGUCAUAAAUGCAUACUCUGUUAUUUAUUAUAAUAAUCAUUAAAUUUUGAAUGAAGCCUUUGAUUACAAUGAUUUUACAAAUGUUAUGAAUUAUGCAACUAGAUAUGAGGGAUAAGUUAAAAAUAAAAAAAAACAUGGUCCAGGAACAUUGUAUUUAUCAAACAAUGAAUAUUUUUAAGGGAACUUUGUAAAUGAUUUGAUAGAAGGUUAAGGGCAAUUCUAUACUCUCAAUAAGAGUACAAUAAGAGGAGUAUGGAAGGCUCACAGACUUUAAGAGAGGCUAUCGAUUUCUAGAUUCAAACCCUUAUUCUAGUAACAUUAAUAAAUGAGUGAUAAAUGUAAUGUGAGAACACAGGUUUAAAGUGUAGUAGAUGAUGUAGCUGAGGAAAUAUGUUAUUCAAAUGUUGCUCCGAUAUUUGAUGCAUCUACUUAGUUUCAUUAUGAUAAUAAAUAAUAUAAAUCACAAUCGAGUGAUCAAAUUACAUUUCAUUCAACUGUAGAUUUAAAUAAUCGCAGAUAAGGUUACAUAUCAAAUGAAGAAGGAAUGGUCAUAUAUGCUGGCCUGUUUUGUGGUGAUCUAUAUGAUGGUUAUGGAGUACUCAAGAAUCUUAAUCACGAAUAGAUUGAUCUUGUAGAUCAUAUGGAUUUAAAUGUAGCUGGAAAAGCAUGGGUUAAAUAUGAUGGCUAAUUCAAAAUGGGAAAAAAAAAUGGGAAUGGUACUCUACACUUUUCUGAUAAGAGUAUCUUUUAGGGAAAAUUUUAAGAUGAUUAAAUUUCUGGAAUGGGAUAAUUUAUUAAUUCAAAAAAUGAGGUGAUAAAUGGUAGAUGGAUAAAUGGAUUAUAUCAAUAAGAAUCUAAAUGA
Molecule: messenger RNA, 1869 nt
Organism: Paramecium tetraurelia
Lineage: Eukaryota; Ciliophora; Oligohymenophorea; Peniculida; Parameciidae
Exons: 6
Source: RefSeq, a predicted model, not a curated record